Messenger RNA from Acanthamoeba castellanii str. Neff, 1209 nucleotides. RefSeq names its product ankyrin, putative. Lineage: Eukaryota; Discosea; Longamoebia; Acanthamoebidae. The record is from RefSeq and is a predicted model, not a curated record. Bases 1 to 1209 code for a protein of 402 amino acids. Gene Ontology annotation, molecular function: protein binding. The transcript has 8 exons.
AUGGAGACUCUGCCGUACGAGUUGCAGCUCGCAUUGCUUGAGCGGGUGCCGCUGGUGUGCCAGGCCUGGCGGCACCUGGCUGCCGACUCUCACCUGUGGCGCGCUCACCACCGCACGCUCUUUCUGGGCGGUGGUGCGACGGUCGUCGACCACCGGGCCAAGUGCGCUCCGGCCGUGCGAUGGCUCGCGCAUCACGGCCCGCGGUCGACCGUCGGCCAGCGCAUGCAAUGGGCCUGCGAGCAGGGCAUCGCCGGCGUCGUCUCCGCUCUGCACUUCAUCAUGCCCAAACUGACCGAGCGGAGGCCGAACCACUUCAUGGCAGCAGUCGUGGCUGGCCACACCAACGUGGUGGCCUGCUUCCUCGACUUCCCUGCAGACGAGAAUGGCGGGGCGUGGUGGGAAAGGUGCCCCAUUAACCUGCAGUUUGCGAGGAUGGCUUGCGACCUGGCGGCGUGGAAUGGCCACACGGAGAUAGUCGUCCUCUUGCUCGACUCCCUCCCUAAACACCUCGGGAAAGGCGCGUGUGAUCAUAGUGUCCUGCUUCUCACGACGGCCAUCAGUGCCGGUCACGUCGACACCGUACGCGCGGUGGUGAGCCACCCGUCCUACGACCAAGUGCCAGACUACCUCCUCGGCCACGCCGUCUCGAGCCGCAGCGAGCUGAUAGUGGGCGUGCUCCUGCUCAGCGGGAAGCUCCGCCCAGCCGACGCGAAAAAUGACGAGACGCUGGUGGAACUGUUCCUGCGCUUCGGUGUCAGCGUCAACGCGCUGAUGCGCCUUCCCUCCUGGACCCUGACUCCCCUCUGCCAGGCCGGGACCAGGCGGAUGGUCAAGCUGCUUCUGGCAAAGGGGGCCGACCCAAACUCGCACUGCCCUUUGGGCUAUGCGAUCAAGUGGAGCCGAAUGAGCGCGGCGGAGGCGCUGCUCCGCGGCGGCGCGGAGGUCAACGCAAUCGACGGUCAAGGCCUGACGCUACUGUCUCACGCAGCGAAGAGAGGGUCCGGGAAACUGGUGGAGUUGCUGCUGCGCCAUGGCGCAGACGCGGGCCUCGCCAACAGUGACGGCACCACCCCGCUGUCGCUCGUGCGCCGUGAGCUGGCCCAAUACGCCGACUCGGCGUGGGACGAUUGGGACAUCUAUACCUUCGGCAACCGUGGGGGGCUCGAGGACGUGGAGCAACAACUCGUGCGUGCUGGUGCGAUCAGUUAG